Fopius arisanus is the source of this 2506-nucleotide messenger RNA. RefSeq names its product RNA-binding protein 28. Gene Ontology annotation, molecular function: mRNA binding. Bases 96 to 2411 code for a protein of 771 amino acids. The transcript is spliced from 3 exons. Gene Ontology annotation, cellular component: nucleolus. The record is from RefSeq and is a predicted model, not a curated record. NCBI's taxonomy places the organism in Eukaryota, Metazoa, Arthropoda, Insecta, Hymenoptera, Braconidae.
UGGACGAGAAGUUUGGUCUGAAUAGCCUUGUGUAGAAAACGUGUGGAAUAUCCAUUUCAGUUAAUUUAAACAAUUUUUUAUAAUUGAUUGAAGUCAUGGGAAAUGAUAAAGGCCCUCGAAGCGACAGGAAAAAGCUUUCCUGGAGCUACAGAAAUAAAAAAAGACAAGGGCAACGAGAAAUUGGGACUGAUAACAGACAAGUUCAAGUGCAGAAUAAAAAGGCCAGAAUUAUUGUUCGAAAUUUGUCAUUUAAGGUGACAGAAGAUGACGUAAGAAAUCUCUACAAAUCAUUCGGAGAAAUAGAGCAGAUCGAGCUUCUUCGCAGACCCGAUGGAAAGCCAGUCGGCUGUGGGUUCGUCCAGUUCAAACGAAUAGAAGAUGCUUCUAAAGCCAUAUUCAAGACUAAUAAACAAGAGUUUCUGGAAAGACCGAUAAACGUUACCUGGGCGGUUUCAAAAUCCAAAUUCAAUGAGCAACUCAAAAAAACUCCUAUGAUACAAUCCAAAAAUGAAGAUGCACCUUCAACGGAAGACACACAUGAAAUAAAAUUGGAGAAUGGAAUUCUGGACUCAGUUGAACCCAAGAAAUCUCCCGAAGAAUGUAAAAAAUUGAAGAUAGCUCAAAGAAAACAAUAUAAACUCCAGAAACGAAAAAAAAGUUCUCGAAUAAUCAUUCGAAAUUUACCAUUCGCUGCGACCGAGCAAGAUUUGAAAAAUCAUUUUUCUCAAUAUGGUGCCAUCGAGGAGGUGAAUUUGCUAACGAAACCAGACGGACAGCGCAUUGGCUGCGGGUUCAUACAAUACGAUAAUGUUCAAAGUGCAUCGAAGGCCAUUCACUAUUCAAAUUUAUGCCAACUCAUGGGUCGGUUGAUUGUGGUUGAUUGGGCUGUGUCGAAAACAGUUUUCAAACAAACAAAUAAAAAUGCAACUGACGAAAGAGAAUCACAAGACGUCGUAACGAUUGAAGAAGGUAUAGAUAUUAAAUCGGAACUUGAAGAAAAAUUCGAAGAAAAAAAACAUUUCGAGAAAGAAGAAGCUGAAGAGGAAGGAGACGAAGAAGAAGACGAAGAAGACGACGAGGAAGACAUAGAUACAGAAGAAGAAACCGCGCACAUAGACGAAGAGGGAAAUAGACAGUCAGAAAAUGAUAUAAAGGAAGAAAUUAAAAAACAUCCCCGAGUUUUUUCUCACGAUGUGAAUGAAGGAAAAACAAUUUUCCUGACGAAUGUUCCGUUCUCAAUAAAAAACGAAGAAUUGAAAAAAUGGAUGGAACAAGUGGGUCCGGUAGAGUAUGCUCUAGUUUGCAUGGAUUCCUUAACAGAACAUUCAAAGGGCACUGCGUUCGUAAAAUUCAGGAAUCUGGAAGAUGCGGAAAAAUGUUUAAUGCUAGGUACAGAUUUACAAAUUCACGGAGAAAUUGUGUAUGCUCAGAGAGCUGUAGCCAAACAAGACAUCAUAAAUUCAAAGUUUCAGAAGGCUAAUCAUAUAAAGGACUCGAGAAACCUUUACUUGAUAAAAGAAGGGCUGAUCUUAGCAGGAAGUCCAGCUGCUUCUGAUGUUUCUGUUGGGGAUAUGACAAAGCGUUUACAACUGGAACAGUGGAAGUCACAGAUCUUGAGAAAUUUAAACAUGUUUGUUUCUAGAGUAAGGCUUGUUGUUCAUAACUUACCGAUAACGUUGGAUGAUAUGAAAUUGAGGACAAUUUUUAAAAAACAUGCAGGAGAGAAGGCAGUUAUUACUGAGGCCAGGGUAAUGCGAGAUAUGAAAAAUAUUGAGGCCAACGGACUGGGGAAAUCCAAGGAAUUUGGGUUUGUCACUUUUACAACGCAUGACGAUGCUUUAAGAGCACUCAGGAAUAUCAAUAAUAAUCCCAAUAUUUUUUCUAAAACAAAAAGACCAAUAGUGGCUUUUUCUAUCGAGAAUCGUGUUAUGGUGAAUGUCAAAAAAAGAAGAAUAGAGAAAAGCAGAGAUAAUAAUCCUUUAUGGAAGAUGAAACGAAAUAAUCAUUCACGGGAGGAAAAUGUAGAUGCAGCUCCUUCACAAUGCACGAAGAAACUCAAGAUUGAGAAUUAUAAGACAAAUGGUAAUAUACUGGAGUCGUCGAAAGAAGAAAUGCCGAAGUUUUCCGGAGUCACGAGUCGCCCCGGAGAUCGAAAGAUGAGGUCGAAAUUUAAGGUGAAGACUCAAGCACAGUUGCAUAUGAAAGCGCAGAAGAAUGCGAAAAAAGAUAGGAAAAUGCAACGAAAAUUACAUGAGAAGAUUAUAGAAAGACAUUCUAAAAAGGACAUCAGGCCUAAGCAGGGGGCAAAAAAAUUACUCAAAGAAGAACGCAAUUUAGAUUGUAUGGUGCAGAAUUAUAGGUCUAAAUUGUCGGCAGCUUUGAAUAACAAAUUGAAGUGGUAUGAUACAUAAAAGUGAACAAUUGCUUAAUUUAUUUCUGUAUUGUAUUGCUUCAGGCGUGAAAACGUUUUUGUUAUAGGAAAUGUAAUCUUUAAUAAAUAGUUAUG